AUGGUUAGCUUCGAAGUGCGCCAAAGAAGGACUUCAAUCGUUUUUGUGCUUUCAAUAAUUCUCGUCACCGUUACGAAUGUCAACUCAUGUAAUGGUGGCAUACCUGGCCCAGGCCAGGGUAGCACAAUCACCGUCGAACUCUCGGUGUUUCCUCAGCUCUUAUGGUUCUAUCCGGGUCAAAACGUUCAAGGUGCUAGUGGAAUAUCGACUAACCAACAGAACGCUGCAAAAGCGGUCAGAAAAACAGUCACGGAUAUUCUCACCUAUGCAGCUAAUUGGGCAUCACUUUCUCGAAGAAGUAUAGGGUCAGUGACGAUACCAGAAUUCACGGAUGAACUUACUGGGAAUGAUUGUGUCGUAUCACAAUCUUUAUACGCCUACCAAAAAUGUACGAUCGGUAAAGCUGGAACUUCUGCCAUAUGUGGUGUGAAUUUUGCUCAGUGUCAACCAACAGAAAAGCAGGGUACGUUCACAGCUGAACUGACUGUAGUCUUGAUGGAUUGGCAAAUAGAAAGUUUGAAGAAGGGCAUAACGAUUGGUAUGCAGCAGUUCAAUGUUCAAAAUAUUGGACCGGCAACCAUUACUAUCACAUAA
Anisakis simplex (herring worm) is the source of this 594-nucleotide messenger RNA. Lineage: Eukaryota; Metazoa; Nematoda; Chromadorea; Rhabditida; Anisakidae. The record is from the annotation of a GenBank genome assembly.